AUGACUGAAUCCAAUAUCCAUUUCUUCGACCUCCUAUCAGACCUACCCGGCCCUUCCAAGUCAUGGUCUCCCAACACCCUCCGGACCAGAAUGGUCCUUAACUUCAAGGGAAUCCCCUAUACCCAAAGCUGGGUAUCAUACCCCGAUAUUGCACCUUUACUCAAGGCUCAUGGUGUCCCACCUGGCAAAUCAGCGACACCUUACACACUACCGGCAAUCAGCCAUAAGGGGUCGAUAACGAGCAACCCAGACGGUGUGCUCAUGGAUUCCGAGCCGAUCGCCAUGUACAUUGACAAGCUGUACCCAUCACCUCCGCUCUUCCCCUCCGGCGAUGCAAGCUACUCGCUCGUGAUCGCCGUGCAGAAGAUAGUGAGCUUGAUCUCACCGAGUUACAGGUUGAUGGUUAUUCCCAACGUUCCAUCUGGACUUGAUGAGCGCGGACGGGAGUACUUUAUCCGGACGCGCACUGUGGCUUUCGGGAAGCCGCUUUCUGAGGUUAGGCCGACGGAUGAGUCAGAGUUGCUUGCUUUGUGGCAGAUUAUCGAGAAGGAUGCGGAGGCGCUGAUUAAGAUGCUGAAGGGUAAGGAAGGGAAAAAGGGGCCAUUUUUGGAGGGUGAGAGCGCUGGCUAUGCGGAUAUGAUUCUCGCUUCAAUUUUGGCUUGGUUCCAGCGCUUUGACCAGGAUAUCUUUGACAAGAUGCUUGCUCUUGGGGAGGGGGAGUUCAAAACGCUUUAUGAAGCUUGUUUGCCCUGGCUUGAAGGACAGGGAGAGGAGAAGGAUUGGCCGAUUCCCCAGUAA
Messenger RNA from Penicillium hordei, 798 nucleotides. Its product is annotated as glutathione S-transferase family protein. The coding region runs from base 1 to 798 and encodes 265 amino acids. Lineage: Eukaryota; Fungi; Ascomycota; Eurotiomycetes; Eurotiales; Aspergillaceae. The record is from RefSeq and is a predicted model, not a curated record. The transcript is spliced from 2 exons.